GCAAGAACAUUACUCACCCACGUUGCAUGCAAAAUCAUUAGUCCUCUCUUGUGAAAAGCAAGAACAGGCGAUACAUUAUGGGAAAGCUGCAACCAACCGCAUCCAACACCAACCUCGAACCCUCACCCUUAUGGGACGCCGACCCUACUUCUCCGCCGCCCGCCUCUGCAACUACUGACCCCCCGCCACCGGACUCUCUCACCACCGACCCGCCGCAAACUCGCAACACCAACAGCGAUGACCACGAGAAAACCUCAACUUCACCACUACCAUCGCCAAAACCCACAAUUCCUCCACUUUCUCUCACUUCCCAGGUCGACCUAGAGCCAUCAGCGCCGCCUCUGUGCCACCCCGACAACAUAGAGUCCAUGCAAGCGGUGGUUUUCCCACCAGCACCCCCGUUGGUGGCUGCAACCGUCUCGGACAACCAGAUUGUGCCUUACGUGCCUCUUCAAAAUAAUAGCAACAAACAAGAAACGGGCCGAAACUUUGGGCCUAAUAAUGCAGCUACCGGGCCAUAUGGAGCGCCGGGAGCCCAUGUCAAUAGCCACACGGCCGCCGCACGGCCGGCGGUCAUGUUUCCGCCGCAGAAGGUGGAUCAUCAGGUGCCGCUACCAUCAGCAAACAACGGAUCGGUUCCGGUGCAUGACAACAAUUUUGCACCGGCGGCGGCAGCAUCGGUGGGUCCAGUGGGUGGGUCGAGUAGGCUGCAGCCAGAAGGGCCGCAGGUGAUUCUGGUUCCGUUCGUUGGGGUUCCGUGGAGGAGUGGGCUCUUUGAUUGCUAUCAACAUCCCACCAAUGCAAUAAUAACAACAGUAGCACCAUGCGUAACAUUCGGCCAGAUUGCUGAGAUAUUGGAUAAUGGAAGCACCAGUUGCUUGACGGGUGCACUUCUGUACUUCUUCCUGUUCCUGGUGAUAUGCCAUUGGAACAUCGGAGUCCGGUAUAGAAGGAGGCUCCGGAACGCGUUUCAGAUAGCAGAGACGCCAGUCACCGACCAACUCGCCCACGUUCUGUGCCCACUUUGCUCACUCUGCCAGGAGUUCCGGGAGCUCAAAUACCGUGGCCUAGACCCUUUUCAAGGUUACCAAGGCGUGAUCGCAGGUAUUCUACACGAGCAGAGGCAACAAGGAGCGGCAAUCAUCCCUCCUACGAGCCAAGCGAUGAUGAGAUGAUCUGUGUGUGAGAAAGAAAGAGAGGAUUGUGUUGAGCUUCUUCUCGACCCGUCUCUAUCUUAGAUGAUUGACUUUACAUAAUUGUCCCGAGUGACAAGUUGGAUCUUUAGAUCGAUCUUGUUGACUUUCACGUAAAAUUCACUUGAUGGGAGGGUUCUUCUAACAUCUAUAACUUCAAUAUGUCAAUUGAGAGUCGUGAGGAGUUUCUGAAGAUGUUUCCCUACGAGAUUAGAUGGCACCGCAUCAUUUGAAUUAGAUGUAAUUCUUGUUCAUUUCGACCUCUAUGAAAAUGGACGACAACAUGACAUACGCUGA
Messenger RNA from Syzygium oleosum, 1490 nucleotides. Its product is annotated as proline-rich receptor-like protein kinase PERK12. The transcript has 4 exons. The coding region runs from base 78 to 1175 and encodes 365 amino acids. The record is from RefSeq and is a predicted model, not a curated record. NCBI's taxonomy places the organism in Eukaryota, Viridiplantae, Streptophyta, Magnoliopsida, Myrtales, Myrtaceae.